Molecule: messenger RNA, 1360 nt
Organism: Trichomycterus rosablanca
Lineage: Eukaryota; Metazoa; Chordata; Actinopteri; Siluriformes; Trichomycteridae
Gene: zfand5a
Product: zinc finger, AN1-type domain 5a
Exons: 5
Coding region: 152-796 (214 amino acids)
Molecular function (GO): DNA binding; zinc ion binding
Source: RefSeq, a predicted model, not a curated record
GUGUCCAUGUAAAAUCCAACAAUGUCUUUAUUACAAAAUAUUUACAGGAACACACUAAUUUCCAAGCUCUAACGCCUCAGUCUAAUGAACAAAUGUCAAUAAAAUGACCUGUUCUUGGAUAAAUAAGUAAGCAAAAAUUCUAAAACUAUUGAUGGGACUUUUUCCUCCAGCAAUGGCCCAGGAGACCAACCAGAGCCCGGUUCCCAUCCUGUGCACUAUGGGCUGCGGGUUCUAUGGCAAUCCCAGGAAUAAUGGGAUGUGCUCGGUGUGUUACAAAGAGCACCUGAGUCGACAGCAGAGUAGUGAUCGCAGCCCAGUGAGUCCUCUAGGAGCAGGAAGUCCGUCCUCGGAGGCCUCGGCCAUGCAGAGACUAGAAAGCAGCCUAAACAAAACGGAGCCAGCGAGUACAGAGUCGACGACGAUGGCGAUCCUGCCCGCCACCUCCCUGCCCGUCACACAGCAGAUGACCGAGAUGAGCAUCUCCACAGAGGAGAAGAUCCAGUCCCCUUCCUGCACCGCUGCUCCAGCAGUGGUAAACCAGCCCACAGCUUCCUGUUCGCCACUCAGCGACGUGGCCAAGAGUCCCGACGACGGCAAACCCAAGAAGAACCGCUGCUUCACCUGCCGCAAGAGAGUCGGCCUGACAGGUUUCGACUGCCGGUGCGGCCAGCUGUUCUGCGGCAUCCAUCGUUACUCGGACAAGCACAACUGCACGUACGACUACAAGGCCGAGGCGGUCGCAAAGAUCCGCAAGGAAAACCCGGUGGUGGUGGCCGACAAGAUCCAGAGAAUAUAAAAGAGAAAAUCGCUGACCGAACGAGGACAGAGAAGAAUUUAGCUGAAACGGACGACGGAUUUACGUUUUUGUAUCGCGGCGGUGAGGACGAAGCGGGACAAAGACAAACCGCCGCGCGAGGACGAAGCGUUAACACGACUUUAUGUUCUGAGUAUUUUAUUUUCCUUCAGCUGCAUCAUCUGUUCUUCCACGUGUGUGAUAAACCAACCAGAGCUCAGAGAAUCAAUCCAGCCAAUCAAAUGAAGAUCUGAAGGAUGAAGGGGUUUGAAUCUGAAUCAUUGUGGAAUCAAGUGGAAAUGAGAUUCAGCUGGUUCGUUUCCCCAUGGAACACUGGGCGCAAGUCUGGCGCCAAUUUCUCACAGGGCUUCAACCAAUAAAUCAGUCCGAACACCCAACCAAUAGCACAGCAGAGAUUCGAACCCAGAUCUUGGCGGCAGUGGGUUAGAGUAAUGAGCUGCGGCGCCACCAUAAAUGGAUUCAAAUCAAAUAAAAAAGAUCCAAAUCAAAACAGUUUUGAAUCAAAUAAAAAAAAGAUCUGAAUCAAAAGUUUUGAGUCAAAUAAAA